Fusarium verticillioides 7600 is the source of this 3049-nucleotide messenger RNA. RefSeq lists its product as hypothetical. The transcript has 3 exons. The coding region runs from base 133 to 1263 and encodes 376 amino acids. The record is from RefSeq and is a predicted model, not a curated record. Gene Ontology annotation, molecular function: oxidoreductase activity. Lineage: Eukaryota; Fungi; Ascomycota; Sordariomycetes; Hypocreales; Nectriaceae.
UUUCUGUUGAGACUUGUGGCUGAGAGCUUAUAUGACCACCAAGAACUUUGAGCUUCUCCACGUCGCGUACCUAUAUCUAGGUACCAUACCUACCGAAAAGGGUUGCUUCUCUAUGCCUACCUCUGUAUCACUAUGAUGUUGUUCUUUAUCAGCCUCUUAGGGCUCUUGUCUCUCGCUAAUGCCCUCGCCAUCAUCACGCGAGCACACUUCGAUGUCAUUGUUAUUGGCGGCGGCCCAGCUGGCCUAUCGGCUCUGAGCGGCCUCGCGAGAGUUCGCAGAAAAGCUCUUCUCGUUGACUCUGGGCAAUACAGAAAUGCCCAAACGACACAUAUGCACGAUGUUAUCGGCUGGGACGGUGUUCAGCCAGCCUAUUUCCGCUACGAAGCCCGCCGUCUCCUCAAGCACUACAAAACCGUCAAAAUGAUGAACGGGACAGUGACCAACAUAAAACGCCUCCCCGGCACAAACACACACUUCAUGGUCUCCGUUGAAGAUACCGGCUCAUCGCCCAUGGAAGUCUCAGCGCGGAAAAUAGUCCUCGCGACUGGCCUAGAAGAUAUUCUGCCCUCCACUCCAGGAAUAGAGGAAUAUUGGGGCAGGGGGAUUUACUCGUGCCCCUGGUGCGAUGGUCACGAGUACGCCGAUCAGCCCCUCGGUCUUCUAUGCCCACUCGAUAAAGUCGCGAACUACGUUAGAAAAGUCCUGACGCUGGACACCGAUAUCGUGGCUUUCGUUAAUGGCACUGAUACCGAGGAGAUGAGGAAGCUCGCUGAUCAGCAAUUGCCCCAGUGGGAGGAAUAUCUAAAACUUCAUAACGUGACGAUCGAUAACCGGACCAUUACAUCGCUCGAACGACUUAAAAUGGGCGAAGACAAUGAUAAGUCUCCUCAUCUACCCUCAGUGCCUAAAGAUGAUCUCUUCAGUGUGCACUUCACAGAGGGUGAGCCAGUGGAACGAGUUGCCUUUCUGUCGAGAUUCGCUAGUAAACAGAGGUCGGAUAUUGGCGAAAAAGCCGGCGUUUUGUUGACGUUCGGGAAGUUGGGAGUGACUAGCGGGGGCAUGCUAACGAAUGUGCCCGGUAUUUAUGCUGUUGGGGAUGCCAAUUCUGAUGGUGCACCUAAUGUACCGCAUGCUAUGUUUACGGGGAAGAAAGCCGCUGUGGCAAUUCACGUGGCACUUGAGGUUGAGAAACAGACUGCUGAGCUUGCGGAAAUGGCAAAGUCCCGGGUGUCUGACCCAGUAUAUGACUCGACCACGCAAUAAUCUAUGAUUUUUACACUUCUUUUCACACAAGUUCAUUAAGAGCUUUUACAUAAUGUAUAUGAUAGUGACGUAAAAUUAGGAAAGGUUUAUAUCGUUUAAUAAGCUUGUGAUGACCUUAGGAUAGCUGAUACUGUCAUCGGAUCAUAUCUUGAGAAAUACACGGUCAAGAUCACAAGGGUGCUAGUGGUGACGUUCAGUAUUUAAGAAUUUCAACACAAACAGCCCUGGAGGCUUCGAUAUAGCCAGCCACAGACUAUUGCGAACCUUGCUGUCCAAUAUAAACACAUGCUUCGGAACUCAAACGCCCCUGUCCUCAUCCCACUGCCCAAGCAACCCCUCAAGCUGCUGAUGCCUCCUCAACGCCUCCUCGAAACUAACAAGCCCAUCCUCCUCACCCUUCGCAAACGUCUCAUAAACAGCCGCCACACCCCUCGCCAGCAGCGGAAUAUCCUGCUGCCACUCCUCCCACUUCCACUCAACCUCCUCCACAACAUCCCUCUCAAAAUCAUGCACCUCAAUAACAACCGGCUUCUCAUAAGCAGAAGCACCGUGGAGUGUAGUCCCGGUAAAGACUUGUACUCUUAUCUCGCCCUUUUCACCGGCGAUGGCUAUGCUUAGGUGAGGAGAGCCGGGGAAGGGCUGACCGCGGCGGAAGCGGACGAGGACGGCGGCGUCCUUUUGGGCGGUGGGGGAUUCGGAGAGACGACCUGUUGCGAGAAUGAGGUCUGGGACGUCGGAGGUUGUUGUGUGUGUUAUUUCGUUGGUUUUGGGAUCGCGGAUGCGGAUAUUAGGACGUUGGUUGUGGAGAGUGCUUUUGAAGUUUGUGAUGUCGCCGAUGAUGUACUGGAACUGAUCAAAGACUGACUUGUUAGCUUCCACCCAUCCUCUCUGGGAGAGAUGACUUACUGUGUCCGAGACCAAUGGUAAAGAUAUUACCCCCAACUUCCCGUUGAGCAAAAUAUUCCAGACUAGACGGCAGUAUCUCCCUAUCAUUCGUUCCUCCAGAUGCAUACAGCUCUGCACUAACAAUCUUCCCAAUCCUCCCCUCUUUGACAAUCUCUCUCAACUUCUUGAUCGGCGGCGCAUACCGUCCCUGCAGCCCAACAAUCGUCUUGACCCCCUUCUCCUUCGCAGCAUCAACAAGUUCCCUCGCAUGCGUGACAUCCUGCGCAAGCGGCCACUCCACGUAUAAAUCCUUACCAGCUUUUACACUCGGAAGAGCACUUGAAUGGUGAACAUCAACACGCGUAGCUACAACGACUAACUCAACAUCUUUAUCAGCGGCCAAGUCUUCUGGAGUGCCAUAGGCUUUAGUCUCGGGUCGGAGGUUGUAAUGCGCUAUGGCGUUCUUGGCAGCUUGGAGGGAAGAGUUUUGGAGGGCGACGAUUUGGUAUUUCGAUCGGCCCAGGGGGGAGUUCAGGUACUGGAGAUGGGUGUUUGAGGCCCAUGAGGUUUUGGCGGAGGAUGAGAGGCCGAUGAUGGCUGUGCGGAUUGGGGCCAUGUUGAGUUAGUCUUGAGCUAAGAUUAAGACUUUUUUUAUAUUGUUUCAGGUCAACCUUUGGGUUAUUUUUGAGGGUUUUAUAUGUUCGGAUGAUGUUGUUGACGUUGGAGAUGGUGUCAUUGUGAUUUCUAAUCGUUGAUUUGUAAGGCGAGAUCAUUGGUGAGAUUGAUGUGUUAAGACGCAACUGCAUAUAAAAUUCAAUUGGCUGGAUCUGACUUGUAUGAUAGUUGUAAGAAUGAUAAGGUCUGACAGUUAGAGUCUAUUAUGAUGCAUUAUGUUUGGGAG